This is a messenger RNA of Prorocentrum cordatum, 3287 nucleotides long. The record is from the annotation of a GenBank genome assembly. NCBI's taxonomy places the organism in Eukaryota, Dinophyceae, Prorocentrales, Prorocentraceae.
CCUCCUCCUCCUCCUCCUCCUCCUCCUCCUCCCCGACUGUCCCCCUCGCCAGCGGGCAGGACGUCCCAAGGGGUGCCCAGGCCGCUUGCGAGGCGGCAUGGUGCUGCCGGGCGCCGGCGGCACGCUUGCGAACCAGAUGGCCGCGGGCGGCGCUGACCUCCCGGAGGAGGAGCCCCCGUCUCGCCCGUCCGUGGGCGGCGGCGCGGCCGGCGACGGCGACGUCGACGAGACGCUGCAGCUGAUGAUGGAGCUGGGCAGGGACGGAUCGCAGGACGCCGCGGCCGCGCCGCCUCCGCAGCCGCCGCAGCCGGCGGCGGACGCCGCCGUCGCGCUGGGCGCGGGCGCCAGGCCGCCGCUGGAUCCGCCAGCGGCCCCCGCGGCGGCGGCGCAGGCAGUGCCACCGGUUCCGAGCAGUCCUUCAGGUUCGUUGCCUCCUGGCGAGAUGGAGACGCAGGAGCCCGACGCGGCAGCUGUGGAGGCCAUGCUUGCAGCCCAGCGCGGGGAGCAGCGGGCGCCCCUGGAGGCAGCCACCGCCGCGGGCGGAGGCGGCGCCUCCGCCGGGGUGGGCGAGCUGCCCACGGCGGAGGCAGAGCCGCGCAAGGCCGGCGACGACGAGGACUCGGAGGAGGCCAAGCGGUGCGAGGAGCCGCAGCGCACGGGCGCGGAGCUGCUUGACGAAGCCCAGGAGGCAGGUGCCGCCGCGGGACGCGGGGCGCCGCCGACGGCCGAGGCCGAGCAGCCUCCCGGAGCACCCCCGGCGCCCAAGCGCCGCAGGCUGCCGGCAGCGUUCGUGGCCUGCGGCGCGGGCGCGGCCGCGGGCCCGGCGGAGCCCCUGGCGCUGCCCGCGGAGGAGGGCGCCGGUUUGGCAGCAGGGCUUGGUGCCUGGGAGGCGGCAGCCGCGCCCGACGGGCGCGAGGUGGAGCGCGACACGCCUGGUGCCGACGCUCCCGCGGCAAGCGCCGCGGAAGGGCCGCCGGCGGAGGAGGCGGCGCCCGCGCCCGGCGGCCCCGCGGCGCGGGCCGCCGCCCGGCGCCGCCGCGGGCGCCGCGGGCGGGCCGCCGCGGGCGAGGCGGCGUCGGACCCCCGGCCGCCGCCUGCGGCAGGGGGCGCCGAGCGGAGCGCGAAGCGUGGCAGCGCCCCGGACCUCGGGGUAGCCCAUAGGCUGGGCCUGCGCCCGCGCCCCGCGGCGCCGGCCGCGGCCCGCGCGCGCCGCGGGCCCGCGAGGCCGGCGCGCCCCGCGGGCGCCGCCGACGGGCUCGCGGCGCUGCGCGUGCGGCUGGGCGUCUGCGGCGGCCUCGGCGGGGUGCUGCUCGCCACGCAGGCCUACGGCCGGCGCGUAGGCGCCCCGCGGGAGGACGACCCUGAGGGCGCCUGCCACCCGGAGUACGCGUGGGUCUCGGGCGCCCGCGGCCCCUUCGCUGGCCUCGACAGCCGGGCCCUGGCCGUGGGGCCGCUGGGCGCCUGCUGCGGCUCCGCGGCGCUGGCCGUGCUCACCGCCGUGUGGUUUCCGGGCCGCGUCGCGUGGGUGGCGAUGAACUCGCAGCUGCACGAGGUGCUGGCCGGGCCCCUGGCCAUCCUGAUGGCGUUCCGCUUUCAGACGUCGCACAGUCGCUGGUGGAGCGCGCGCAACGAGGUGGAGCAGCUGGCCUCCGGCAUCAUCGACGUGGCUCUACUGGCCCCGAGCUGCGGGACCGACGCCGGGCUGCGCGGCGGCACGGCACAGGAGGAGGCGCUGGGCAACGAGACCCGCCUGCUGGGGUUGCUCGACGCUCUGUGCUACUUCGCCGAGGAGCAGCUGAUGCGCGGGCAGGGGCCUCAUGAAGCUAACGUGCCCCCUUCGUGGUCGCAUUGGUCGAAGCACCUGUCCAGCAUUGAUCUCGAUGAGUGCCCCCGCAUGGCCACUCGUAGCCCGGUCGCUGGGUAUCCCAACGGGCAGGCGGAAGUGAGGUGGUGCCUGAGCCGGAUCGUGGAGUGUGUGCAGGCGGGGCAGUCCUCGGGCGCGUUCACGCCCGAGAAGGCGUCCCAGUUGCACAGUCUGGUGCAGAACAUACUGGAUUCUCUCCGGCUGUGCGACAGCUUCGGAUGGCAGAGGGAACCUUCUUCGUACAUAGUGCACUUGCGGACGUUUUUGUACAUGUACUGCUUCACAUUCCCUUGGACGCUUGUGGGCAAGCUUCCACCCGCCGGCGUGCUACCCAUGCAGCUUGUCGUCAGCUACGCGCUAUUGGGCAUCGAGUUCUGUUCGCGGGAGAUGGAUUAUCCAUUCGGCGACGACGAGGGGGACGUGCCAGUUCGGCGGAUUCUGGCAGGAGUCCGGGAGGAGAUCUCCAGGAGCCAUAACAGCUUGUGCCAGUCCCAGCCGGCGGCCGGGCCAGCGCCCCCAGAGCAAGGGCACGUCGCAUACUUCCUGCAGCAGUUCGCCCUCUUCGCCACCUGCUUCCUCAUCCUGCAAGGAGCUGGUCGUGGUGUCCACCGGCUCGCUAUCUUCUUCACCUGUUGCCUCGUAUGUCAGGAGGCGCUUCGCGGUGCCUGAGCCUGUCCUCGCUGUCACAUCAGGAGUGCAGAGGGAGGACAGCCAGGUCGUUGUUUGACGGCCCCGAGGCCCAGCUGAGAGCCCACAGAGGCCAAACAUAGCGAACAAAGCCGCCGUCGUGGUCUUUCCAUGGCUCGAGGGGGUCUGGGGGUGGGAGGGCGGGGUCACCCGCAGCGGCCUGCGGGCAGGUCUUUCUCCUCCCUAGUUCUCUCCUUCAUCUCUCCGUUCUCACUUCCAUCUUUCUUCCCGCUCUCAUCCUUCCUUGGGCCGUGGCGCUUCCUCAUGCGUGCGUGAUUGUUUUUUGCGGUAGUUGGGAUCAUCAGCAGCAGCCUAACAGACCGUGUUUCACCGAUUCAUCAGCAAAGUUUUGAUCAAGCUUCCGCGGCGGCAGCGUCUUGGCGCUCCUCAAUUGCAGGCUCGUUCCUGCGGAGUGUGGUUGGCCUCGCCCGUGAUCGUUUUGCGUGCCGUUUGGCAAGUCCGAAAUUUCUAUCACGUGGCAGUCUUGCGACAUCACCCAGAUCCAGCGGGAUACCAACAUCGCUGUGCAACGUCAACUAUGGAGUGAACCCUGCGGUCGUGGGAUGGCUUCUGGCUUGUGGUUUCCGUCUUCUCUUCUCCAGGGCAGGCUCGUUCUGGAAUCUCUGCUCCCCCUUGUGCGCGCCGCCAACAGAUCAUGCGCAUCUGUUGCUGCCCGGCGACGCCGUCGCCGAGAAGGCCACGGGCAUAUGGCAGAGCGUGGCGUCGCUCGGACGAA